UGUCACACUGCCUGUUUCAUGCUCUUUUCUGACACCGGUGCGUGCGUUCCCCCGGGCAGGGGCAUCUUUUAUCCAUCUCUGUAAAUACAUAGCUACAAUAUCAAAGCAAGGCCUUUUUUCCUCCCUAGAAAUGACCCUCGCAGGCCACCACCAUCUAUACAGGUGUGCGAGGCGCCUCACAGCACCGACUUCCGGCCUCAGGCUGGAUAUACAAAAGUUGGAAGCGGGGCGGAGAGGGAGGGUGGCUAGAGAGGAACACGUCCCAGCCCGCCACCCAAGUCCUUUUCUACUCGAUCAGGCGUGCGGUAAGAGCAGUGAUGAAGCGGAUGAAAUGAAGACACGGCCUCGACCGAUGGGACUGGGGGGGAGAUGUGACGCUGUGGAACGAACUCGUUCCCGCACUCCAAAACCUAGGCUAGGGGUGCGGAAAACCCUUACCGACACCCGACCCGGCGCUGUACCCGCGGCCGCCGGAGCCCACCCUCGGCACCACGUCAUCUGCACGCCUUUUCCUCCGAUCCCCGGAAUUGCCAAAGCAAAGGGGAUUUGGCCAUGGAGGCUUUGUUGGAAGGAAUACAAAAUCGGGGACGUGAUGGGGGAUUUUUGACGUCCUGUGAAGCAGAACUACAGGAACUCAUGAAACAGAUUGACAUAAUGGUGGCUCAUAAAAAAUCCGAGUGGGAAGGGCAGACGCAUGCUUUAGAGACUUGCCUGGACAUCCGUGAGCAGGAACUGAAGACUCUUAGGGGUCAGUUGGAUAUAAAACACAAAGAGGUUGGAAUACUGCGCCAGCAGGUAGAAGAACUUGAAAAAGUCAAGCAAGAGAUGGCCAUGGACUAUAAGCAGGAGCUAAAGAAACUACAUGAAGAAUUAGGCAAACUGAAGAGAAGCUAUGAAAAACUACAGAAAAAGCAAAUAAAGGACUUCAGAGGGAACACCAAAAAUCACAGGGAAGAUCGGUCUGAAAUUGAGAGGUUAACCGGAAAAAUAGAGGAAUUUCGUCAGAAAUCUCUGGACUGGGAGAAGCAACGUUUGAUUUAUCAGCAACAGCUAUCUUCUCUGGAGGCACAAAGGAAAGCUCUGGCUGAACAAUCAGAGAUAAUUCAGGCUCAGCUUGCCAAUCGGAAACAGAAAUUGGAGUCUGUGGAGCUGUCCCGCCAGUCGGAAAUUCAGCACCUGAGCAGUCAGCUGGAGCGGGCCAACGACACGAUCUGUGCCAAUGAGAUGGAAAUCGAGCGCCUCACCAUGAAGGUCAAUGACUUGGUUGGAACCAAUGUGACUGUUAUGCAAGAGCAGCGGCAAAAAGAAGAAAAAUUGAGGGAAUCUGAAAAACUGUUAGAGGUUCUGCAGGAAGAAAAGAGACAAUUGAAAGCAGCUCUUCAUUCUCAAGAAAAUGUCAUUCAUGAGGCAAAUAUGCAAAAGGAGAAGCUACAAGCAAAAUUAAAGGCAACUGACACUCAACAUACAGUAGAGGCCAUAAGGUCCCCGGAGGAGUCUCAGACGGAGAGGAGGUACAGCUCUCGAGAGCAGGACUUAGACCACGUGCUUUCCCCACUGGAUCUAACCCACACGAGUGAGGAACUGCUGCAGGCAGAGGUGACUCGUCUGGAAAGCAGCUUGGAGUCUGUGAGUACAACAUGUAAACAGCUGAGCCAAGAACUAAUGGAAAAAUAUGAAGAACUGAAGAAGGUGGAAGCACAUAACAAUGAGUACAGGACAGAGAUUAAGAAGUUGAAAGAACAGAUUUUACAGGCUGACCAAAGUUACAGUUCUGCACUGGAAGGAAUGAAGAUGGAAAUCUCUCGUUUAACUCAGGAGUUACAUCAGCGAGAUAUCACUAUUGCUUCUGCCAAAACAUCUUCCUUCGACAUGGAAAAGCGACUCAAAGCAGAGAUGCAAAAGGCUGAAAAAAAAGCUGUAGAGCACAAGGACAUUUUGGAUCAGCUGGAGUCACUCAAGUUAGAAAAUCGUCGUCUUUCUGAAAUGGUGACGAAAUUGGAAUUGGGUUUGCAUGAGGCAAAAGAGAUUUCAAUAGCAGACCUCCAGGAGAAUUAUAUUGAGACAUUAAAUAAACUAGUGUCUGAAAAUCAACAACUACAGAGAGAUUUGAUGGAUACCAAAUCUAAGCUGGAGAUUUCAACUCAGAUGUGCAAAAAAAAUCAUGAUGUGCUCUUAAAACCAACACACAGCAGAGCACCUGAGUUCAAGAAGACAGAGUUCAAGCCAUCCCAUGGCCAGCACAGACGUGGUGGAGGGAAGACUGAGCUCUACAAAACAGGUCUUUCUUCUUCUCCGAGAGGACGCGCGCCGGGCAGCGUAGAGCCCGUGCUCAGGGUCCUCAGCCCCCUGAGUGUUCACAUCAGCUCUUGCAGCUCCAGCAUCUCUUUGCCUUCCAACUUUCUGUACAAAACUCAGUCUUUGCCUUCAUUGCUAGACCCAAACGAAGCCAUUUUUUCUGACUCUAUCUCUGAGAGUAUAAAUGACCAAGAAGAGUUUAUGUCUUCGUGUCCCUUUCCUGUGUCUCCCCUUGGUUCAAUAGCCACAAGGUUUUUGGAAGAGGAGGAGCUCAGGUCUCAUCACAUUCUGGAGCGCUUGGACGCCCACAUUGAGGAACUGAAGAGAGAGAGUGAAAAGACAGUGAAGCAAUUCACAGCCCUGAAGUAGCCUCUUUAAAAAAUCACAAACUUGGAAAUAAAAACAAGCACUGAAGAGUUACUGUCAUCUGAAGCAACGGCAGCGGCUCUUUAAAAAGGCAAAUGCAUAAAAAUCACAAAGCUGUUGUGAGGAAAUCUGAAAAACGGGUGCUUCUCUAAGGCAUUUCUACCGCACUGGUCUGUUUGAAGGGCUUUUCCCAGCAAUAACUUGUAAUAAACCACUUUGCCAGA
This is a messenger RNA of Phyllostomus discolor (pale spear-nosed bat), 2885 nucleotides long. RefSeq names its product centrosomal protein 63 (gene CEP63). Gene Ontology annotation, biological process: de novo centriole assembly involved in multi-ciliated epithelial cell differentiation; centriole replication. Bases 553 to 2664 code for a protein of 703 amino acids. Lineage: Eukaryota; Metazoa; Chordata; Mammalia; Chiroptera; Phyllostomidae. Gene Ontology annotation, cellular component: centriole. The record is from RefSeq and is a predicted model, not a curated record. The transcript has 15 exons.